GAUUCAUAACAGAACGGAUCUCUCUCUCUUUCAAAUCCAAUCAUUUCCUGAGAGACAAAAACAAAAUAAAAAUCGCGUUCAGAUACACUCACACACAAACACAACCACCAAUCCCCAAUCUCUAACUUUUCCCGAGAAAAUUUUAGUUUCCAUUUUCAUUUCUCCCUCAGAUUCCCGGAAAAUAUAUUCACAACAUUAAUUUCGCACUUCGCCCUCUGCCAACUACCAAGCUCCGGCUUCCUCUGCCAAUUCAAUCCGUCGUCGUUUUCGCCAAUUCCGAAUGCGUCGAUUUCGGGUUGGAGAAUGAGUUCUCCGACCUCUUCUUGGAUCUCUGUUCAAACCGUCACACAGUCUCUGCGUUCGGAUUCUCUUGUCCAAUUUUAACUCUCUCUCCCUCUCUCUCUCUCUCUCUCUCUCAGUUAGUAUAACUACGUAUCAGGCAAAGAAGUUUUCGCCGGCUAGCAUGGUGCCGCAUAAAUCUCAAGGUGGUGUGGAGCAGCUUGCAAAUGCUGGGGUUUUGGGAGGAUCUGCUGUAAAAAUUGCCGCUGCACCUGCUGGGGGAAGUGGGAAGCAGCGUUUGAGGUGGACAUCUGAUCUUCAUGACCGUUUUGUCGAUGCCAUUACACAACUUGGUGGACCAGAUAGAGCAACACCAAAAGGUGUUCUUAGAGUGAUGGGUGUUCCUGGACUGACCAUUUAUCAUGUUAAAAGCCAUUUACAGAAAUAUCGCCUUGCAAAAUACUUGCCUGAAUCACCAGCUGAUGGUAAAGACUCUAAAGUUGAGAAGAGGAAUUCUGGAGACAGCAUUUCUGGCGCAGAUUCUUCCCCGGGAAUGCCAAUCAAUGAUGCCCUAAGAAUGCAGAUGGAGGUUCAGAAACGUCUGCAUGAGCAGCUUGAGGUUCAAAAGCAAUUACAAAUGAGAAUUGAAGCACAGGGUAAAUACUUGCAAAAGAUCAUAGAGGAACAGCAGAAAUUAGGUAGUAACUUGACAACCUCGGAAGCACUUCCCUUGUCCCAUGAUGAGCAAAAUCAUCCUCAGUCAGAGGCUUCUGGAUCUAGUGAGGCCCUUGCAAGCACUGUGUCUCCACUUAAAAAACAGAGAAUUGAUGAUGGUUCCAAGGAUGGCUUCACUGCUUCCCAAGUAAGAAAUGCUGCACAAAAGAAUGACUGCAAUGUUGGUCAGUUGGAUCCAAACUUGUAUGAUGAUGCUGGGUUUGAAUUUGAUUUGGAGACAAAAAAGGAUGAAGAUAAUGAGAGUGGACAGUAAGAACUAGGUUCCAUUUGUAGGUCAAUGUGUCUCACUGUAAUGUGUAGUGUAUUUUUCUGGAAGAAAAUACAAAUCAUGCUUUGUAAAUUAAAUUUCACGCAAUCCAUUUGUACAUAUUAAUGUAGAUAUAGAUGCAUUCUUCUCUCCCGGUCUGAGAGUCAUAAACACUGCACUCCACCCAACAGAAAUGCUUUGACAUGCAUUACACGUGUGGUCAUGGAUGAAUGUUGGGUGCAAGAUUCUUGUCGAUGUUCAGGUUGCUAUGGUCUUGGCCAAUAUCAAAGGUAUCAAUUAGCUGAUGACCACAUUGUUUGAUCCUUGUAGACAACCUAAUCAUGGGAUACUGGCUUGGUUCUUUUUGUUGGAGAUAGUAAUGACCAGCUUCCCUUGAUAUUAAUCAUUUAAUUUAAUUAUGUAUUUUCUUCGAGGUUAAUGUUGUUUGGCAUAUUUAGACUCAUGAA
Messenger RNA from Glycine soja, 1728 nucleotides. Its product is annotated as myb family transcription factor PHL7-like. The transcript has 7 exons. Lineage: Eukaryota; Viridiplantae; Streptophyta; Magnoliopsida; Fabales; Fabaceae. Gene Ontology annotation, molecular function: DNA-binding transcription factor activity; DNA binding. Bases 464 to 1267 code for a protein of 267 amino acids. The record is from RefSeq and is a predicted model, not a curated record.